CCCUGAUUUGAUGUUUUCACAUGAGGAAGAAGGAUGAGAGUUAAUUUCUUAGAUUCCACAGCUACUGAAGUAGCAGAACUAAGUUUUGAAAACCUUAUUUCCAUACCUACGUUCUCUUCCUACACUACCUCUCUCCCCCUACCCCACGUUGCCCAUUAAUCUAGGACCAACCAGGAUUUGAACCUUAAUAGGUUCUAAUAAACCUAAUAAAGUUUGGAACAAAUGGAUCGUCUCUAUAAGACUGAAUCUAGUUAUUCCAAUUAAAAAAGUCAAGUGGUUUAUCUUCAGUGUUGGGAUGCCGUGAGUAAACCAAAGAAUUAAUCCCUGAGCAGCUUUACUAUGGAUAAACCAAAAAGUCACCACGAGCAAAGGUUGUAAGGAGGUUGACGGAGCAAUAGGCGAUGCUUCAGGGAUCGCCGGAGAACGCGGUCGCGCAGACGUCGUGGCGGAAGUAGGAUCCCCGCCCGCCCGGCGCCUGUGGGCGGUUGCCUCCGCAACGCUGUGACGCGGUCAAGGGGAGGCCAUGUUUUCGGUGGCCGAGUUGUAUUCGAGGAGGAAGAAGUUGGACCGUCUCUCAGUUCCCCGGCCGGAUCAUUCGGGGUUACAGUUAGGGAUGUGGUACUGGAAAGAUGAUACCAGAACUCUUGAAUUCAGAAGUUUUACACCUUCAAUAGAACUCAAGGAAAAAGGAAAGAAAGGCAAAGCAGUUCACUUUGCUGAAACUGAUGGUCCAGCUUCAGACAGGUUGGCAGAUAAAAGAUGUGCUGUGAGAGAUGAUAAGUCAACUAAAGCCUUAGAGAAACGAGGUCAGCAGGGCUACGUUACACUAGAUGAUGUUAAAUAUGUUGCUUUGCUUUUGCUACAAGAGACUGAGAUGCAGCGAAUCUGUUCUUUUACAACAUUUAUGAAGAAUAAGAAUCUUGACAAUUUCCUCAUGGCAUUAUUAUACUAUUUAUCUCAUUUUUUGGAAAAAAUCUCACUGGAAAAGAAACCCAAAAGCUACAUGGUGGCUCUUGUAGAAAAAAAAGAGAUGAAAUUGGUUUUAAGUAAGUUGGAUAUAGCACAGAAAUACUUGGCACAAAAGUAUUGUGUCCUGGUACUGGGCCUGGGAAUGCCCGACAAGCAUCACAUGUGCUGUGGAAGGGAGAAAAUAUCAGAUACACAAAAAGACUGGAAAUUCUUUGAGUCCUUUUAUACUUUCUGUGCAUACAUAGCCUGGAUUGUCUUCAGACGUCAACACUUGACUGAUAUUGAAGAAGAAAUAGGGAGACUCUUUCGUACCGAUAUGUUCAACAUUCCUCGAAGGAAGCGUGAGGAUGAAGAAUCAGGAGGAGAAAAGAAACGCAUGACUUUUGUGCAAUUCAGGAGAAUGAUGGCGAAGCGCCCAGCAAUUAAAAAAGCCAUUAACAUGCGCUCUCCUGUCUUGUCUACUCUGCUGCCUUCUCCCAGAGAAAAAGCUCAGAAUAUCUUUGAGAAAAAGUGUCACCAUGGAGGCAUCAAACUUCCAGCCAAGAUCCAAAAGCACUUAGAGAGCCUGGACUCUGUUGCCAUGCCAGUAGUUGGCAUCUUAGGGGAGCCUCGAUGUCUGUUUAACCCCCAUACGCUUCAACCUCUUGAACCAGAAGAAACUGCAAAACCGUCUCGGAGACAUUCUUCCGUGGUAGAAAGAAAUAAUACCAGAGUUCAGAGCACGCUGGACUUAGCCUUAAGAGCACUAUCCUCUCAAGUGACACUCUAA
Trichechus manatus latirostris (Florida manatee) is the source of this 1738-nucleotide messenger RNA. It is a transcript of the gene PPP1R36, whose product is annotated as protein phosphatase 1 regulatory subunit 36. The transcript has 11 exons. Lineage: Eukaryota; Metazoa; Chordata; Mammalia; Sirenia; Trichechidae. Gene Ontology annotation, molecular function: phosphatase binding. The record is from RefSeq and is a predicted model, not a curated record. Bases 524 to 1738 code for a protein of 404 amino acids. Gene Ontology annotation, biological process: negative regulation of phosphatase activity.